GUAGUGACCAUAAGAUAAUUCGGGUGACCUUGCAGGACACCAAGCACGAGUAUCCCAAGCGACCACAGCUGCGACUCACCAAUUUUGAGAAGGUUCGAGAAGCAGCACCAGCCAUACCCGACAACUCCCCCGCCGCGGCCAUUUCAGCAGGUCUCUCAGAUGCUGUUGCUGCCAACACCCCCGCUAUGGAGGGUCGCGACUCCCCUUCGUGGUGGAGCCGCAAGCUCACGAAGCUGAAACAGAGCCUUAACAAGGCGACCAAGAA
This is a messenger RNA of Perkinsus marinus ATCC 50983, 265 nucleotides long. RefSeq lists its product as hypothetical. The annotation marks the transcript as partial. The record is from RefSeq and is a predicted model, not a curated record. Lineage: Eukaryota; Perkinsozoa; Perkinsida; Perkinsidae. The transcript has a single exon.